Messenger RNA from Aquila chrysaetos chrysaetos, 5836 nucleotides. It is a transcript of the gene AVL9, whose product is annotated as AVL9 cell migration associated. The record is from RefSeq and is a predicted model, not a curated record. NCBI's taxonomy places the organism in Eukaryota, Metazoa, Chordata, Aves, Accipitriformes, Accipitridae. Gene Ontology annotation, cellular component: cytoplasm.
CGGGCGCUAGCGGAAGCGCAGGCGGUCGGGGCUGCUUCCCUGUCGGACCCUCGGCGGCGGGAGGCGGGGCGAGAGCCCGGGCCCGGCGGCAUCCUUCCCAGCGGCCAUUACCGGGGCUCCAUGGAGAAGCGGGGUGCGCCGCCGGCCCCCACCCCGCGGGGCCCAGUGCUGCACAUCGUGGUGGUGGGCUUCCACCACAAGAAAGGCUGCCAGGUUGAAUUUUCCUAUCCUCCCCUAAAGCCUGGAGAAGGACAUGACAGCCACGGUUUACCAGAGGAAUGGAAAUACUUGCCAUUUCUUGCCUUACCAGAUGGUGCUCACAACUAUCAGGAAGAUACUGUGUUUUUCCAUUUGCCACCGAGAUAUGGGGAUCGAACCACAGUAUAUGGGGUCUCUUGCUAUAGGCAGAUUGAAGCGAAGGCAUUAAAAGUACGGCAAGCAGACAUCACCCGAGAAACCGUACAGAAAAGUGUCUGUGUUCUCAGUCAGCUGCCUUUGUAUGGGUUACUUCAGGCAAAGCUGCAACUCAUUACACAUGCAUAUUUUGAAGAAAAAGACUUCACGCAAAUUUCAAUUCUAAAGGAACUUUAUGAUCAUAUGAAUAGUUCCCUGGGCAGUACUUUGCUAGAAGGGUCACAAGCUUAUCUGGGUCUGUCUCCUCGGGAUCUUGUUCUUCACUUUAGACACAAGGUCUUGAUCCUUUUUAAAUUGAUUCUUCUAGAGAAAAAGGUGCUGUUUUAUAUUUCUCCAGUAAAUAGGUUGGUGGGAGCUCUGAUGACUGUCCUGUCACUCUUUCCUGGUAUGAUUGAACAUGGUCUUAGUGACUGCUCACAGUAUAGACCAAGAAAGAGCAUAUCGGAAGAUGCUGGGUUGCAGGAAAAUACACCACGGUUAGAUGACUAUGUUUCUGUGUCUGCUGAUGAUGAUUCAAAUACAAACUUAGGAAUGGGAAAGGGGGGCAGGAAGAUGGCAGGAAACCAUUCACUGGAAGGUCAAAAAGCAAACGUGCCUUUCUCCCAGUCAGAGAAGACUUGCAAUGGAGCUCAGUCCUCCAAUGGUACUGUGCAGCGCUUGAAAGUUCCUUCCUGCACUUCUCCAGCAUCCUCUGAAAGUGACUGGGAGACCUUAGAUCCUAGCAUUUUGGAGGAGUCUAAUUUGAGAGGAGAACAUGAAAAUACAGCAUCAGAACAGGCUGAAAAUCUUCCAAGCAAAGGCAUGAGCUCAGAAAGCCUUCCAAUCACUGUGCAGCCCCAAGCAAACACAGGACACACGGUGCUUGUUCCAGGACUGGUAUCUGGGUUGGAAGAGGACCAGUAUGGUAUGCCGUUGGCUAUUUUUACAAAGGGGGUACCUUGUUUGCCAUACAUGGCACUGCCAGCAGCAUCAUCUCUGUCAGAUGUAACAGUCCGUGGCUUUGUUGCAGGAGCCACCAAUAUCUUGUUCCGUCAGCAGAAACAUCUGAGUGAUGCAAUUGUGGAAAUAGAAGACGCUCAUGUACAAAUCCACGAUCCAGAACUCCGUAAGAUGCUGAACCCAACAACUGCUGACCUAAGAUUUGCAGAUUACUUGGUGAAGCGUACUGAGAACAGAGAUGGUUUCCUUGAUGGCACUGGAUGGGAAGGAGGAGAUGAGUGGAUCAGGGCUCAGUUCAGUGCUUAUCUUCAUGCACUGCUUGCUGCUGUGCUGCAAUCAGACAAUGAAAAGACUUUGUCAGACUUUGGAACGGCAUUUGUAGCAGCCUGGAAAAAUACCCACAACUACAGAGUAUGGAAUAGCAACAAGCAUUCAGCUAUUGCAGAGGUAAACUCUAGCCACCCAUUCCAGGGACAGUACUCUGUAUCAGAUGUUAAGUUAAGAUUGUCACACUCUGUGCAAAACAGUGAACGUGGAAAGAAGAUUGGAAAUGUGAUGGUUUCUACUAGCAGAAAUGUUGUACAAACAGGAAAAGCUGUAGGUCAAUCAGUUGGAGGAGCCUUCACAAGUGCGAAAUCAGCUAUGUCAUCGUGGUUUUCCACUUUUACGCAGUCAACCCAAAGCCUCGGGGACUAAACGAUGGUUUUGCACAAUGCUGCUGAAUAUUUCAGUUGCAAUGCUUUCUCUGAGCUGUAAAAAGACCGCUCCAAAACACAGGAGUGGAGAUUAAUUACCCAGGACCAAAACAAGAUAUAUGUUGCUUGCAAGCAGAUGUGGGAUGUUACCAUUAAGUUUCACUAGAAGUAUAGGAGAAUGGUGAGUGUCUCCAUACAAUGGGUUGGCAUUUGCAGUAUAUUGGUUGUAUUUAAAAUGACUACGUUUCCUUAAAACUGAGCCUUUAUAAAGACAUUAGCAAACGGGGCUUGUUGUAAGUCAAAUGUGUUUGACUUCAGAUUUGUAAAUUUUCUUGGAUGUUGAAAAUAUUUAUGUAAACUAGCUAUAUUUUUCAAUCCAAAUAGCCAAAUGUUUGUGAAUUCUUGUUAGAAAUAAGCAGAGUAUAAAUACUGAUUCCUCUUUCAGGUUGGAUUUGCAAACAUCUCUGCAAAAAGUAUAUGGUGGAAACCCUUAAAGGGUUCAAGCCAGGUGGAACUUUCUCACUUUCACCUGCAAACUAAAAUCAGCAGGGUGCAGAGUAAGACUGUGGAUGACUUAAGGGUUUUUCUCCCUUUCUCCUCUAUAGCCAUGUACAGUUGCUCACAUUAAUCUGUCUCUAGCUCUCUUUGUGUCCCCAAAUCCGUGUGACAGUUGCAAAAUCAGUGUUUUCUUCAUGUUAUGCAGUAGGCCUUCAUAAUUCUGCAUAUGUUUUGGCUGUGUUCUUACCCUGGGAAGUGAACAGGAUUCCAGUUGGAGAUCUCUCUUCGGGAAAAGUAUUACAAAACAAUUGUCCCAAACUGGGAUUGGAUCAUAGACAGUUUUGUGAGGUCUUGCUCUAUUAGGAUGUAAUUACACCACCAAUGUAGUUACAUACAUAUAAAUACAAAGUACUAAAACCACCUAAAAGUAGCACAGUAGCAAACUCUGCAUGCAGGUUUGGUUUUGUUUGUUGUUUUUUUUUGCCAGUGAAGUUAUGAAGACGCUUCCAAAAGAAAAUCAGCUAUAUUGAUUUUCUGUGUUGACUCAGGGAAUGUUCUGUUUGGAUAACUACUUUUUUCAUAAGGAAAGUAACACUAGAAUUGAGAGAGUAACUAAAACGGCUCAGUUUGUAUGCUUGUGUGAAGAAAUAUAAUAGUUUAUAUAAAAAGAUGAGGCAUAAUGCUGUAUUUUGUACGCAACAUGUACACAGUGUCUUCUGUUUGCAAGUGUAUUCUACUUCCUACGUUUCCUGAUUCUGAGACUAUUUCCUGUUUCUUGCAACAUGUGUGCCUCUAUAUGCCUUCUAACAUCCCCACAUGAUAGCUGUUAACAUUUUCUACAUUACAUUAGCAAACAUUCCAACUUUCUGUAGUAAAAGGCUCUUAGUUUAUUGCCUCAUCAGUAUCUGUCAGCAUUUUGCCUUGUUCUUUUCUGGGGCCAAGAUUUCAAGUCAUGGUUAUUUCUUCUACUCCUCAAAUAAAAUACAGCAGCUGUACAAGAGGUAAAUAAGAAGGCUUGAAUGUAAUUUGUUUUAAGAAAUUAAGUUCUAAUUUCUUUAGGUGCAUUUGAAAAGCUAACAGAAAAGCCACAGUUGUAUCACGUAGUUACUGUCCAACAACUUAGUUUUCAGUUUUAUUGCCUCAAACAGCAAUUUGAAAACACAGGAUCUGGUUUAAAAGCCUUCAUUAAUUUUUUUCCAGGACAAACUAGAUAGAAUGGUCAUGGAAAACCUGAGAGUAUACAGCUAGUUUGAGUAGUUUCAUUUGAGAAGGGCAAAAAAGGCCCCUAAAGCUCUACUAAUCUACUGCUGCUGACAUACAAGUAAAAUGUAUCUAUACAACUGCAGCUGUUGUUCUGGUCUCUGUGUGCAUUUGUGUAUCUCCUAAAACUUCUGAUGCUCUUUUCUGUUUUAUUCCACAACUCUGUAAUAGACAUUUAUAAUCUUUUCAAAGAUUAAUACUUGAUAUGCAGAAAAAGCCCUGGUGAAAGCUCUGGCUGCAUUUACUCAUGACAAGUCUAGAGCUUUCUGAUUAAGCACGCAGAUAAGAAAAUAACCAAAAAUAAUCACUUGCUUUUGUGAAAUGGCUAACAUAUUAUCUGCUGUCUGGGAUUUAAGUGGUCAGGCUUCGUGUUCUAGUGAAGACUGAAUAAAGAUGCAUAAAGGAUUUAAGCACCUAUAAAACUAACUUCAGCACCUUAAGGCACACUAGGUAAAUUUAGGUGUAGGAGCUCAUGAUGGUUAGUUCUAGGAGCCAGGCAAGUGGUUGGUAUUUGCACGUACAAGAUACAGAAAAGGACCUUCAAGGAUCCCUUUUCGAUAUCCUUGUCUUUGUCACCUUCUCACCUGAGUUUCUUCUUUAGAAUUCUAUGCCCCUAAUUUGUAUAGCUGAUUUGUUAGCUCUCUUCAUUCCCCUUACUCCCACAGGCCCCCUUGCUGGCCCAGGGAUAUUAGAAAGCUGACUUUUUUUUUUUUUUUUUUUGGUAGAUUGAUCUGGGGAAAGGCAGAAUGAGGUGCCCUCUGCAGUGCUAAGCUGAUGCACAGCUGCUUGCUGCUUUGUACAGGGACUCUGUUAUGAUACUUCACAGUAUUUUUUUAUGGGCAAGAAGACCAGACAGAUCUUUCUCUGCAGUCUUUUUCCCACUGUCCCAGCUGUCUCUGUGGUUGGGCCAAACAUACAACCUGAUUAAGAGUAUUUUUCUUACUUUACAAAUGAUAGAAUAAGAAACUUGUAUUAAUUUUCAAUCUUUUUAAGAACUGGCAUCCUGCUAGCAGGUUGGACUGUGAUUUAAACUCAUACAGUGAUUAAGACUCAUGCAGUGGGUGGAGAUGAAGUGAUCUUCAUAACAUGUGUUUUCAUUAACAUGUAUGUUUGCUCUUUGACAUUUGCUUAAACUUAAUUUUGGGCUGUAGGAAGGCAUGCAGCCACUGUGGUUCAUCUAAGCUCAUGUAGUCCUGUUCUUAAUUUAAUGGUUGUAACCUCUUUAGUUAAAUCCAGUGCAAAUGCAAGUUAUUUUCUUCCCUUCUGUUUUAAAAUUUCCAGUGCAAGCAUUAUUACUUAUUCAGAAAGAUUUAGGCAGUUGACUUCUAUUUCAAAGACCCUGACAACCAUUUCUGCACUGCAAGAAGCAGAGUCCUAAAUGAAUUGGUGAUAAUGCCUCUGAGUCAACUGUGAAACUAUUGAUACAGCUCUGUUGUGAUGUAUGUUGCAGAGGUAUGUCUGGCUGUCAAUGUGCAGCAUGAACUGACUUAGAGGUAAUACAACAGCACACCUCUCAACUUCUGGCAUCAAAGACAUCAACCUCUGCUUUUUGUAUGUGCCAGCAUUUGAGGAACUGCCUAUUGAGCAUAUAAGUCCCCCAAACCCCACAAGACUAAGUAUCAUUGACCUAAUAUUUCAUUUGGCUAAAAUGUUCAGCAUUUUUCAUCAAUCAUUUUUGUGUCAUAACCUCAAUUCCUGUGCACAUCUGACACCGGUUUCCUCAAAUAUCGCAAUGUAAUUAUCAUUUUUUAGAUUAGCGUCCUAGUACAUUGCACUUGUUUAACCUUGUACAUCUGUUUUAAGCACCUUUGUAAUUAAAUUUAGUAUUUUGCCUAAACAAGCUUCUGAUUUCCACAGAAAUUAUUACUAAGCAGAGAAACUAAUGUGACAGUAUUUAACUGUAAAAGUGAAGGCGUGAAUGCAGGUUUUUAAACAUAGAAACUGUUGCUUGAUAAUUGAACAUGCAAGUAAUGUAUUUGAUUUUUCUUGUGCUGCUUGAAAAAUAAAUACAUCCAGCCUGUUUAAAGUUC